Molecule: messenger RNA, 2331 nt
Organism: Exophiala mesophila
Lineage: Eukaryota; Fungi; Ascomycota; Eurotiomycetes; Chaetothyriales; Herpotrichiellaceae
Product: serine/threonine-protein kinase nrc-2
Exons: 4
Coding region: 402-2303 (633 amino acids)
Biological process (GO): protein phosphorylation
Cellular component (GO): plasma membrane; nucleus; cytoplasm
Molecular function (GO): ATP binding; protein serine/threonine kinase activity
Source: RefSeq, a predicted model, not a curated record
CCUGUCGCGGCCGACUUACCACGGCUCCUUCCCCUUCCUCCAUCUCACAACAUCACUGCCUCACAUCAAUAUUUUCCAGAGCCUCAAGAAGUCUCCCCAGAAGCUCCUUAUACCAUCAUCAUCCUUGACCACCCAUUAUAAACCCUUUUCGCGACAGCGUCCUCUGGAAGGAAAUCAGUCUUCUGCUUUGAAAUCCAUCCUGAUAUGGCGCUCCAUCGUCGAUAGCCCUACGAUCAAACGACCUUGUCCGACCAUCUCUGAAUCCAUCCUGAGCACCGCUUGUCUCCUGGGUGCGCAGCCUACGAAUAGCCUCCUGUCAAUCCCAAUUAUCCCUAUCAUCAAGAGUUGCCGUCGACCUCGUUGCAUUUCUGCAGACCCAUUAGUUUGGCUUCUACAGCAUCAUGACUACCGAAAGACGCAACUUCUCCAGCCUAUCUUUCUCGUCCAAGAAGAACACAAACGGAGAUCCCGGAUCCGGGACUCACACACCGACUUCUACAAAACUCCGAAACUUCUUUCGAAUCAACAGUAGUGGCAGUCAAACGUCAAUAGGGUCAGAUGGGCUACCCACUCCACGCACCGAAUCCAAACCCCUCAAACAAUCGAGAUUCCUUCCCGGCCUAGGGAGAAACAGAUCGACCACGAUCGCGAGCGACGGCCAUCCACUCGACGACGCGAUAGUCUCUCCCACUGCUCAGGCAAAUCCCUACUUUGCCCAUCAAGGACCUCCCGCUUUGCGACACCAUAACGAAGGCAGCGUUCCUCCGUCACCUCCAGAUACUCCCAAAGUACAAGGCCAUGGCAGUGUGGCUGACGAGAAUGUGGUCACGGCGGGUAAAGAAGAGCUGGCCCGAAAGUUGAGACGUGUGGCCUCCGCCCCCAACGCCCAAGGACUCUUCAACAGCAACAAAGCAAACCAUGACCGGCCUCAAACGGCUGAGUUGGGCAAAGAGCCUGUCGCCGUCGAGACAGGUGACACUCCCAAACUCAGCAUGAUGGCCAAAGAGGAUGUUGAUGUUUCCAUUCUUCCCACGGCUGGGGCCAAACUUCCACUUCCCGGCCAACUCCGUCAAUCAAUUGCUUUUCGACGGACAUAUAGUUCUAAUUCGAUCAAAGUGCGCAAUGUGGAGGUCGGUCCUGGCAGUUUCGACAAAAUCAAAUUGAUUGGCAAAGGGGACGUGGGUAAAGUCUACUUGGUGCGGGAGAAGAAGUCCAAUCGGCUCUAUGCCAUGAAAGUUCUGAGCAAGAAGGAAAUGAUCAAGCGGAACAAGAUCAAGCGUGCCUUGGCUGAGCAGGAGAUUCUUGCUACUAGCAAUCACCCGUUCAUUGUCACGUUGUAUCACUCGUUCCAGUCGGAGGAACACCUCUAUCUGUGCAUGGAGUACUGCAGCGGGGGUGAAUUCUUCCGUGCCCUGCAGACCCGACCGAACAAGUGUGUGGGCGAAGAUGAUGCCCGGUUCUAUGCGGCAGAGGUGACGGCAGCGCUGGAAUACCUCCAUCUGAUGGGCUUCAUCUACCGAGACUUGAAACCCGAAAACAUCUUGCUGCAUCAGUCCGGCCACAUUAUGUUGUCUGAUUUUGAUUUAUCCAAACAGUCUGACUCGGGUGGAGCACCCACCAUGAUCCUCGGUACGCGAAACGCGUCGAAUCCGACGGGGUAUCCUCUUGUAGACACCAAGUCAUGCAUUGCCGACUUUCGCACCAACUCGUUUGUGGGCACGGAAGAGUACAUUGCUCCCGAGGUGAUCAAGGGAAAUGGUCACACCAGUGCUGUGGACUGGUGGACACUAGGAAUAUUGAUCUACGAAAUGCUCUUUGGAACCACUCCGUUCAAGGGUAAGAACCGGAAUGCCACAUUUGCCAACAUUCUGAGGGAUGAGGUCCCCUUUCCAGACCAUUCGCAUCCGACUCAGGUUAGCAAUUUGUGCAAAUCCGUGAUCCGCAAACUAUUGAUCAAGGACGAAGUCAAAAGGUUGGGUUCGCGAGCUGGAGCGUCAGACGUCAAGAAUCACCCAUUCUUCCGGCCGAUCACAUGGGCAUUGCUUCGACACAUGAAGCCUCCCAUGAUUCCCCACCAAGGCCGGGGUAUCGACACGCUGAAUUUCCGGACAGUCAAGGACAGUGGCAGCGUGGACAUUGGAGGAUCGCCGACACGACUCAAGGGCGUCCCUCUCGACUCGGGCAUGGCAACCCCUGGAGGUGAGAUUGCCGAUCCAUUUCUCGAAUUCAACAGUGUGACACUGCAUCACGAUGACGACGACAUGAUGAUGAUGCCAGAAGGAGGUCCAAGUGGUGGUCGGUGAUGGGGAUGAUGGGGAUGAUGGGGAUGAU